CACAGCUUAUAUUAGUCAUCAUAUGAUAUCUUCUCCAUCUUGCCAAUGUCGAAUAUCUAUAAUUAAUGGCUUCGUUUACCAAACCGACCAAAACCCACCUCCCAAUCCGUCCUUCUCUUCCCGCUCUCGCGUCGCGUGUAACCAACGCGCUCUCUCCUCAAAUCUCGUAGGAAGAAUAACCAAAGGAAGAGCCAGCUGCUCAUAUUCAUUCGACCGGUCCUCUCGAGGACUCCGUUGUUUGUUUGUUUUUUUUGUUUUUUGUUUUUUGUUUUUUGUUUUUUUCAGAGAUGGGUUGCGUAUACUUGGGUUGGUUGUCGUUUGCUGUCCUGGUUGUCGUUUUCGAGAUGUUCGAAGUCAAUGUGGUGGGCGUGUGCAUAGCCCUGGAGAGUGGGUCGGAGAAGAAGUACGUGUCGGCGAUCGGAGACCCGGGAAUGAGGAGCUCCGAUGUGAGAGUUGGUUUGGAAGCUUGGAAUUUCUGCAAUGAAGUUGGAGUUGAAGCGCCCAACAUGGGAAGUCCUCGGUUGGCUGAUUGUGCUGAUCUGCAUUGCCCUUCUUUCCCCUCUGCAGUUCUUUUGGACAACACCAUUCAGAAGAAAAGAAGCAGAUGUAAUGUGCGUCAAAGAGUAAAAGAAUCAGACAAUGUCUUAGGAGCUGGUGAUGAGUUUCCUAUAUUGGAUUUCAAACCAUACACCGACCCUGACAUGUACGCCGUGGAAAAGGAGCUGUAUCUUGGUUCUCUGUGUGAGGAACCUGACUCCCAAGAUCCAUGGCAGUUUUGGAUGAUUAUGCUUAAAAAUGGGAACUUUGACAAGAACACUACACUUUGCCCCGAAAACGGUAAAAAAGUCGGCAAAAUUGUGACUGACAGAAAUUUUCCAUGCUUUGGAAAGGGGUGUAUGAAUCAGCCGCUUAUCUUUCAUAAUUACUCGAGAUUGCUUUCUUCUGGGGACCAAGCAGUUUCCUUGACUGGAGGAUUUUAUGGAACUUAUGAGCUAGAUGCCGACUUAAGCGAAGGUGUGAGGAAGAAUUCAUACUUCUCGGUCUCAUGGCAAAAGAACUUGAGCACAGGAAGUUGGAUUUUCUCGCACAAAUUGACGACGUCUCAAAAGUAUCCUUGGCUUAUGUUGUACCUGCGUUCAGAUGCAACUGAAGGAUUUAAUGGUGGUUACCAUUAUAGUGGUCGUGGCAUCAUGAAAAAGUUGCCAGUGUCUCCGAAUUUCAAAGUAAGAUUGACACUUGACGUCAAACGCGGAGGAGGGUCCAACAGUCAAUUCUAUCUACUUGACAUAGGAAGCUGUUGGAAGAACAAUGGAAAGCCUUGUGAUGGGGAUGUCAUCACGGAUGUGACCAGAUACAGUGAAAUGAUAAUAAACCCAGCAACCACAAGCUGGUGCCGGGCAGAUAACCUAGUCUCUUGCCCUCCUUACCAUGUGACUGUGAGUGGGGAGAUAAUAUACAGAAAUGAUACAUCUCGGUUUCCAUAUUCUGCUUUUCAUCUCUACUGCAGCCCUGGGAAUGCUGAGUUGUUGGGAAAACCAUAUGAUAUCUGUGACCCAUAUAGCAAUCCACAAGCCCAGGAACUGGUGCAGAUUCUUCCACACCCUGAAUGGGCUGUCCAUGGCUAUCCCGAGAAGAAAGGAGAUGGAUGGAUUGGAGAUUCCAGGACUUGGGAGCUUGACGUCGGAGGCCUUUCUAGUCGGUUGUAUUUCUACCAGGACCCAGGAACAGAACCGGCAAGGCGAGUAUGGACGUCAUUAAAUGUUGGAACAGAAAUCUAUGUCAGUAGCAGGGGAGAGACAGCAGAAUGGACCGUGAGUGAUUUUGAUGUACUUGUUCCUGAAGACAUUGAUGAUCAUCGAUCUUGCGUUGGUUAGUUCUUGUUUUUCCUAGACAUGAGUUCACGUUUCUCUUGGUGAAUUAAAUUAUUUCCUCGAAGUGUAAAUAAAAAUAAAUGAGAAGAGUGUGAAGAGUAAAAUAUCCCAGUAUCACAUCAUCUAAAUAAAAAUAGGGAGAAAGAGGAAAAUAGGCAAAGACUUGAGAUGAAUUAAAAUUA
This is a messenger RNA of Morus notabilis, 2053 nucleotides long. RefSeq lists its product as uncharacterized. The transcript has 4 exons. NCBI's taxonomy places the organism in Eukaryota, Viridiplantae, Streptophyta, Magnoliopsida, Rosales, Moraceae. The coding region runs from base 288 to 1874 and encodes 528 amino acids. The record is from RefSeq and is a predicted model, not a curated record.